CAGGCUGGACGCGGCAUGAUGCGCGCCGUGUGGGAGGCGCUGGCGGCGCUGGCGGCGGUGGCGUGCCUGGUGGGCGCGGUGCGCGGCGGGCCCGGGCUCAGCGUGUUCUCGGGCCAGGCGGCGCAGCCCGACCCCUGCUCGGACGAGAACGGCCACCCGCGCCGCUGCAUCCCGGACUUCGUCAACGCGGCCUUCGGCAAGGACGUGCGCGUGUCCAGCACCUGCGGCCGGCCCCCGGCGCGCUACUGCGUGGUCAGCGAGCGCGGCGAGGAGCGGCUGCGCUCCUGCCACCUCUGCAACGCGUCGGACCCCAAGAAGGCGCACCCGCCCGCCUUCCUCACCGACCUCAACAACCCGCACAACCUGACGUGCUGGCAGUCCGAGAACUACCUGCAGUUCCCGCACAACGUCACGCUCACGCUGUCGCUCGGCAAGAAGUUCGAGGUGACCUACGUGAGCCUGCAGUUCUGCUCGCCGCGGCCCGAGUCCAUGGCCAUCUACAAGUCCAUGGACUACGGGCGCACGUGGGUGCCCUUCCAGUUCUACUCCACGCAGUGCCGCAAGAUGUACAACCGGCCGCACCGCGCGCCCAUCACCAAGCAGAACGAGCAGGAGGCCGUGUGCACCGACUCGCACACCGACAUGCGCCCGCUCUCGGGCGGCCUCAUCGCCUUCAGCACGCUGGACGGGCGGCCCUCGGCGCACGACUUCGACAACUCGCCGGUCCUGCAGGACUGGGUCACGGCCACCGACAUCCGCGUGGCCUUCAGCCGCCUGCACACGUUCGGCGACGAGAACGAGGACGACUCGGAGCUGGCGCGCGACUCGUACUUAUACGCCGUGUCCGACCUGCAGGUGGGCGGCCGCUGCAAGUGCAACGGCCACGCCGCCCGCUGCGUGCGCGACCGCGAGGACAGCCUGGUGUGCGACUGCAGGCACAACACGGCCGGCCCGGAGUGCGACCGCUGCAAGCCGUUCCACUACGACCGGCCCUGGCAGCGCGCCACGGCCCGCGAGGCCAACGAGUGCGUGGCCUGUAACUGCAACCUGCAUGCCCGGCGCUGCCGCUUCAACAUGGAGCUGUACAAGCUGUCGGGGCGCAAGAGCGGGGGCGUCUGUCUCAACUGCCGCCACAACACUGCAGGCCGCCACUGCCACUACUGCAAGGAGGGCUACUACCGCGACAUGGGCAAGCCCAUCACCCACCGGAAGGCCUGCAAAGCCUGCGAUUGCCACCCCGUGGGCGCUGCUGGCAAAACCUGCAACCAGACCACCGGCCAGUGUCCCUGCAAGGACGGCGUGACGGGCAUCACCUGCAACCGCUGUGCCAAGGGCUACCAGCAGAGCCGCUCGCCCAUCGCCCCCUGCAUAAAGAUCCCCGUGGCACCCCCGACCACUGCAGCCAGCAGCGUGGAGGAGCCAGAAGACUGUGAUUCCUACUGCAAGGCUUCCAAAGGAAAGCUGAAGAUUAACAUGAAAAAGUAUUGCAGGAAGGACUAUGCCGUCCAGAUCCACAUCCUGAAGGCGGACAAGGCAGGGGACUGGUGGAAGUUCACGGUGAACAUCAUCUCCGUGUACAAGCAGGGCACGAGCCGCAUCCGCCGCGGGGACCAGAGCCUGUGGAUCCGCUCGCGGGACAUCGCCUGCAAGUGCCCCAAAAUCAAGCCCCUCAAGAAGUACCUGCUGCUGGGCAACGCCGAGGACUCGCCCGACCAGAGCGGCAUCGUGGCGGACAAGAGCAGCCUGGUGAUCCAGUGGCGGGACACGUGGGCGCGGCGGCUGCGCAAGUUCCAGCAGCGCGAGAAGAAGGGCAAGUGCAAGAAGGCCUAGCGCGGGGGCUGCGGCGCCGGGUGGGCGGGGCCGGGCGGCGGGGCGG
Molecule: messenger RNA, 1876 nt
Organism: Canis lupus familiaris (dog)
Lineage: Eukaryota; Metazoa; Chordata; Mammalia; Carnivora; Canidae
Gene: NTN1
Product: netrin 1
Exons: 6
Coding region: 16-1830 (604 amino acids)
Molecular function (GO): protein binding
Source: RefSeq, a predicted model, not a curated record